GUCUAAUACCUGAAGACUCUACUACCCAGCUGAGCAGGGAGGAAGAAUCUUUGCCCAGUUCAUUACCCAGCCAGAUGAGCAACCGGGUAGCCAGUGCAACGCGCCAAGGUUGUUGCUACAGGCCAGGGACGACAACGUGAAAUCUUUUUGUGUGGAUUCUCUCCUUUCGGCUUCGUUGUUCCAUCAGGCAAAAGACUUGCUUUAUUUCUACGCUGCUGUAGGCUACUAGCUAAUCUUAGAAGACUCCUCCAAUCCUUCGUCUAUUCUGUGGUGCAAAGAGACAAAGAUGAACAGCAGUUCCAGAAAUACGGGACGAGGCGACGGUAGCGUCGACUCGACCAGAAGAACUGGCAGCAUGUCAAGUUGGCAGACAGCCCAGCUACAACAGUACUCUCCUGAACAAACCUACGAUGACUUUGCCGACGGCUUGAUGCGACCUUUGUACUUGCAGCAUUGUCGUCAAAGAGACACCUUCAGUGCUCUGCUAUAUGCCUUUAUUACUCUGUUGCUUGGGAUUCCUUUGAUACUACUCACCAACACACAUAAGGAGGCCACCCAAUUGUCGCACCACAACCACAACUGUGUUAUCACGGGAGACGUUAAAGAACACAACAUGACUCUCAUAUUGCCCGCAUUUUCACCUGACAAUCAAGAGGACGUGGAAAAGCUCUUUGUGGACACCUACAACCAACUUUCAGGUGCUUGCCAAGGGCCGUUUCAGCGUGUCUUGCUGCAAGCAAAUCUGCUUACGAUGGAGGAUCCAUCAGUCCUUAAUCGCUACCGAAUGAUCACAAGCUGGAAUGGAGCCGUCAGCUGCGACGGAUGCUCGAAUGAUGAUCCCAUCUUUGCAACGGAUGAAAACAUGGAUUUUGACCUAAGGAAAAAGUUUGUCGAACAGCUACAGAUUCAGAUGCGAGCAGUGGCAAUCAAACCUGAAAGAGAGCACGCUCGAACCAAUAGACGCAUACUGUUCGGGGAAGAUGAUCGAAGAAGUUUCUUCUGGAUUCCUACUUCCGACGACGUCAGGAAAAACACACUGAGUCCCAAUGCUCCACCGAUGACAGUGCGACCCACAGUGCAGCCCCCAACUGCAAUUCCGAGGACACCAAGCGCUAAACCUUCCACAUUGCUACCUACGUUUCAACCGUCAACCAAAGCACCAAGCACCCAGCCGUCGACCCUCGAACCAUCUCAAAUUCCAACCUUUGGGCAAACUGUCAGCAUACCUCCGACAGUGUCGCUACAGCCUAGCCUGAGCCUGGCACCAAGCAUGACCUUGGCACCAACAGGAGUACCAAGUGUUGUCAAGGAAAUACAUGACAGUAGGGGAACCAAGAUGACAGCCAGCCCGACAUCGGGCUUGCCCACAACGACCCCGACGCUGUCCCCAACAAUCCUGAACAUCACAGACUCCCCUACGGUCAUGAAUACGAGCUCCCCGACCGUGAUGAAUACAAGCUCCCCCACUGUCAUGAAUACGAGCUCCCCCACUGUCAUGAAUACGAGCUCGCCAACCCUGAUGAAUACAAGCUCCCCCACUGUCAUGAAUACAAGUUCACCCACUGUCAUGAACACAAGUUCACCCACCGUCAUGAACACAAGCUCCCCCACUGUACAAACAGGAUCUCCAACCGUACAAACAGGAUCUCCAACCGUACAAACAGGAUCCCCAACCGUACAAACAGGAUCUCCAAGCAUACAAACGGGUUCGCCAACCUUAGCCACGAGUCCUCCUUCUACCAUGAGUCCAACACUAGCACCCGUUACCGAUGCUCCAACAACAAGUCCAACCACAAUGAGCCCAACCCAAAGUCCAACCACAACAAGCCCUACAUUGACUCCAACCACAACAAGCCCAACUUUGAACCCGACUCUAGCUCCAACGUUGAACCCGACUCUAGCUCCAACUUUGAACCCGACCACAACAAGUCCAACGUCAAAUCCUACCACAGAACAGCCAACCAAGGAACCAACAACGGACACCCCUACAACCAAACCAACUGCAAAACCUUCAGAAGCCCCAAGCACAUCUUCACCAACCAAGGUCCCCACGACCGAGAUGCCCACUGCGAAACCAACUGCAAAACCGACAGAUCGCCCGACCGAGAAGCCCACGGAUAAACCCACUGAUCGACCAACCGCAAGGCCUACCGACAAACCCACAAACAAACCUUCGGAUCGUCCAACUGAAAGGCCGACUGACAAGCCCACCGAUCGUCCAACCACAACAAGCCCAACAUCGGAGCCUACAACUUCAAGCCCAACAUUGGAGCCUACAACUUCAAGCCCAACAUCGGAGCCCACCACUAUGCCACCUACAAUGGAGCCUACCACUAUGGCACCAACAAUGGAGCCUUCGACAGGCAAGCCAACGCCAGUCCCCUCGGCUGAAUUCUCGACUGCAAGAAUCAAGGAGACCCCACGUCCAACAACAGCACCUCCUACGAUCGCACCAACCUUACGCCCCACCACAAGGAGCCCAACCACAAGUCCGACCACAACAAGUCCAACAUUGAACCCGACCACAACAAGUCCAACGGCACCUCCCACCACAACUAGUCCAACUUUGAACCCAACAGCACCCCCCACAACAGCAAGUCCAACAGCACCUCCCACGGCUGUUCCAACUACAAGCCCCACUGCUAUGCCGACUGCAGUUCCAACUGUGAGCCCCACAACAGUUCCAACUGCAGUUCCAACUGCAAGCCCCACAACAGUCCCCACAGUCAGCCCUACUACAUUGCCAACUGCAAGCCCCACAACCAAAACUCCAACGGUACAACCCUCGAUUGCACCCACCACGAGAAUGCCAAUAAUGAGGAAGGAUCCAUUUCAGCUUCAGAGCUUGGGACCUUCCUACAGCUUGGCCCCCUCCGUGAGCAUGUCUCCAAGUGUGAGCAUGUCUCCAAGCGUGAGCAUGGCACCGAGUGUCAGCAUGGAGCCAUCAGAGAGCAUGCAACCGAGCCAAAUACCAUCUGCCCUCGAAACAGAAACGGAAGCGCCCACUACGCCGAGCCCAACAACCUUGCUACCGACGACCCUCUUGCCAACCACCUUGACUCCAACGACUUUGACGCCUACCACUGGACUCCCCACUACUCUCUUGCCCACAACGUUCCCACCAACAACACUAGUUCCUACUGUCGCACCUUCGCUGAAACCAAUCGAUCCACCAACACGUCGUCAAUUCUUCUGGGUUCCACCUUCGGCACAACCACCAGGUACCAUUACUAGUAGGACGUUUGGAUGGGCUCCUCCUCAGGUAGGAAGGAGCCCAGGUGAACUGGAUCUACUGCAUCACUGCCUUCAAUCUGAAAUCUUGGUGGACGAUGACUUUGAAACAGAAGGCGCAGAAGAGCAGUGGAUGCAUGGGAGCACAAGCUACAGUCGGAAUUUUACCUUCUUCUUGGGUCGAUUGGAUGGAACCUACAACCCCAAAGUGUCCAGGACUUUCAAUAUUCUGCCAUCGUCAUUGGACGGAAGCUUGGCGUCCAACGCAACUAUUGAAUUCGUCUUGUACACUAUUGAUGACUGGGGACCUGAUGAUGCAGUUUCGCUUAUGGUUGGGUCCACAACUAUUGACUUGGGUCAGCUACAGCCAGCAGUUCCAACGUCCGUUAAUGAUACCAAAGAAGGGAUAUCAUGGUGGCGAAACGUCCUGAUGCAGGGUUCUAAUCUCGGAUUUGGUGCUGCAGAAGACAUGAAACAUUUAGUCGAGCUUACAAUCCCGUCGGACCACUUCCCCAAUGGAACACUGUUCUUUGAAGUGAGGCUGGAGACGAAUCGAGGUGGGGUAGAUACGCUGAGUGCUGGAAUGGACGACUUUAUUCUAGAAGCUUACUACAACUGCAGCGGACUGUCGCAGAGAAGACUUGGGGGAGGGGGGGCACGAAACAAGAAGGAACGAGAGAAACAACCCAGCGACGGUCCCUACUGCCAGAGCAAUGACUUCCCUUGUGACGGUGGCGACGACAUGGUUUACAUAUGUCACUACUCAGGCCGCCUCCGAGGACACAAAACUAUUUGCAUCCCAGAGCGAGACUCGGAAAUACUGCGGUACUACACACAAGAUUACUGCGGCCCAUGCUUGGGCAGCCUAUCAAGCGCUUCUUGGAUGUCUUGA
Seminavis robusta is the source of this 4123-nucleotide messenger RNA. NCBI's taxonomy places the organism in Eukaryota, Bacillariophyta, Bacillariophyceae, Naviculales, Naviculaceae. The record is from the annotation of a GenBank genome assembly.